Molecule: messenger RNA, 2220 nt
Organism: Puccinia graminis f. sp. tritici CRL 75-36-700-3
Lineage: Eukaryota; Fungi; Basidiomycota; Pucciniomycetes; Pucciniales; Pucciniaceae
Exons: 5
Coding region: 321-1850 (509 amino acids)
Source: RefSeq, a predicted model, not a curated record
CCCCAAUGAGCAUCGGAGUGCUCUCAGCUGAGCAAGCCGAUAGAACACUGGGCUCGGUUCAAGCAAAACAUAGACCAGCCGAGCUCAAGCUGGAAAGCAUUAAAGUGUGGCCUUCCAUGGAACCUGCCAGCCAACUCCCCUCCAGACCACCCCAUCCUAUACGCUGAUAAGCCGAAGUUUGCCAGUCAAACACCAUCGACCUGUACCCCAAAACGCCCUCCAGCAGCGUCCCUCGAGAAGCUCCAGCCCCACAUACAUACUCCCCUUUCCCUGCGCAACCUAUCUCGAAUAUCCACCCAGAUAAUUCACCAUAAUUCGCCAUGGGUUUCAAACGUUUAUCUGUUUCUGCUCUGAUUGUCGCCUUGGCCUUGGCCAAUGUCGCGCUUGGAGCCCCAGUUCCUAAUCACAUCUCCGGUGCUUCACAUGAAUCCCACUUGGCUUCUUCAGCGCAGUCGCUCAGCUCGGCUCAUGAUCAUGAGACACGCUCUCUUAAGCUUGUCGCGCGAGACCAGGACACCAACAACAAGACGAAGGAAACUGACACGGCCGCUACCAAGCAAGCCGACGGCCAAGCCAUUAGUCAGGACAACAAGAAGGAGAGUGGCAUGAACCAGAAUGCCCAUUCCGAUCAGCAGAAUGAGAAAACACAGGAUGCUAAGCUAUCCGGAGCCGAUCCCAAAGACGGGCAAGCUGCGAAAGGCAAUCUGAACGCCAAGGUAGCCGACAAGAACAUCGAGCCUAAAGUUGGUCAACCGAACACCGAAGACCACGGCGAGGAAAGCGAGUCCAAGCCAGCUGACUCCAAGCUUCAGGCCCAGGGCACCGAGCAACAUGGUGAAGGCCAGAAGGACCCAAAAGCCGCCGAGAACAAGCCCGCUCAGAACAAAGCUGAAAACAAGGCAACCGCCGAUCCGAAAUCGAUCCAGCCAUCCGCCGAAGAAAAGUCUAACACUGUCGCCGAAUCGAACCCACCCACAGCCGACACCAAGCAUGAAACUGGGCAACAAUCUGCGGGAGAGGCAUCAAAGUCACACGAUGAAGCUAAAGGAAAUCAACAUACUCCUGAGAAUAAGCCCAACCUGAACACCAAGCCUGCUGAAGAUCAUUCGGCCACGGAGAAGGCGGCCCCACCGACUGUCGAGAAUCAUCCCGGUGCGGAUGCCCAAAGCGCACCAUCAGCUCCAGAAAAAUCGAACCCGGAAGCGAAAGGAACCCACCCAGCUUCCCCAGAGAGCAAGCCAGCCGCCGAUGCCAAAGCAGCUCCCCCCUCUCCUGAAAGCAAGCCCACCGACACCAAAGCCGCCCCGCCAACCGCAGCAAAUAAUGCAGGCGCAGAGGCAAAAGCCAACCCAGCUGCUGCUGACAAGUCGAUUCCGGAAUCAAAAGCCCACUCGCCUAAUACCGAAAACAAGCCGGCCGAAAACAAGGCAAGCACGGAGGCCAAAGUAACCCCGCCAGCUCCUGAAUCGAAUCCAAAACCAGAAGCUAAAGCUGCGCCUCAAAAUGCGGAUAAUAGCAUUAAAGUGAACGCGGACGCCAAGAAUGCUCCUUCAACUGCAAACAAGCCGUCCAACACUGACGCUAAAGCCAGCCCACCAGCUCCUGAAAGCAAGCCAGCUGCCGACACCAAAGCCACUUCGGCAACCACUGAAAGCAAGUCCAACACGGACCCCAAAUCGAACCCUCAGACUACCCAAAGUAGUAAGACUUCUGACCCCGAUACCAAGGCCGCUUCUUCUGCUGAUCAUCAGCAGAAUAUCGACCCUAAACUCGUCCAAUCUAACCCUGAAACUAAGUCCCUUCAGCCUAACAAUACCCCCGCUGGUGCUCUGAACGCUCAAAUUCACUAAAAAUGGAGAGAUGAAGACUUUCGAUUUUUACUUUUUUUGUUUUCUCUUCGUAUAUCUUUUCGUUAGGAUUUGUUAGUCUUGCUCAGUCGAAAUUUGUUUGUAAUGUAUUAUCCAUCUCUCGCUCUCCUAGUCCUUGUUUGUCUUGUCUUGCCUCUCAGCUUAUCUUGUCUGUCCAUUCAAUCUCUCACUCGAUCCAUAGUUGUUCUCCUGGAGCGGUGUCUCCCUGAUCGUUAGCUUGUUGUUUGUUCUAACUUGAGUAGUAUAAAUCAAUAUCCAUCCCAACUCUUUAUCAAGUCCAAUUCUAGAGCCAUCUGUCCCAAUGAUCACUACCGAUGCUCCUUGGGUAUGGCUCUCGUCUACGGGAGGUUUA